CGUGCGGUAUGUGGUUACAAACUUAGAAGGGCUUUUAAUGCAGUGUUUCACAGAGUGUUCCAGCACGCAGAUUUUCUAGGCAGACAUCUCGAUCUUCUCUUUCCGAUCUCAGGAAAUUCUAUCUAUCAUACUCUUUUUCUAGUUCGGCGUUCGCACAAAAAUGUUUUUAUUUAUCGUUCCAUAUGCUUUUUAUUUAUUGAAUGCGCUGGAUGCUGCGGACUACAACUGUUCCUCGUUGUUUUCAUUGGACCCUUUCUUAGGAGCUUAUGAUAUAAUAUUUACUGGCCAAGUAAAUUUGAUAAAUUUUACGAAUGGACUACAAGGAGUGCCGGUGUCAGUGAUAAUGGGCGGUGAACGACAAAUUUUCGACAAAACUUCCGAUGGAAAAUACAUACAUACCACAAAACGAGCAAACUCCACCUUUAGCUCCUCGGUGACUUUUGAGCUGAACAAGCCGGGAACAGCCAGGACGGUGAACUUCACAUUCUCAAUGAUCAACGCCACUGCACUACAAGGCACGUACGAACAGACCCUGCAGGAUGGCCGAAUUACCGAUUAUGUCAUCAUAUACUCAUUUAGUCCUGACGCCAGUAAUUUGUGGAUUACUAUCACCGUAUCAAAGCCAAUCCAGCUUGCGGCAUUUGUGCCCUUUUAUCGUCUCAAAAACGGCGACGUGGGACCACUUACUUUAGCUCCACCAGCCACUUCGAAUCGCUAAAAAACCAGUAUGCAUUAAUAACGUUAUUGAUACUAAGGUUCCUGCGUAUUUAAGAAAACUGAAGUGUUUGUUUAUAUAUGGUCCAUUUCAAAUAUCUGCAGUCAGCAGGCAUGAUCUUGUAUUCCGCAUAAUAAAGAUAAUCGUCAGUUGCAGAU
Molecule: messenger RNA, 873 nt
Organism: Paramacrobiotus metropolitanus
Lineage: Eukaryota; Metazoa; Tardigrada; Eutardigrada; Parachela; Macrobiotidae
Exons: 4
Coding region: 161-718 (185 amino acids)
Source: RefSeq, a predicted model, not a curated record